CUGAGGCUGUUUAUUCAUUAUAACAGUGCAUGGUGUAAAGAUUGAGCCUUGUUGACCAGAGCUUCUGAGUGCUUUACAACAGUGCUGCUUCCAGGAACAGCAGUCUGUCCUUUCCCCAUCCCAUGGGAUCAUCCCCAGCCGCCCUGCUGGGGUGGCAGGCAUGUAUGGAUGUGGAAGCUGAGCUGGAUGAGUGGACUGGUUUGAUUUAGAACUAACUUUAAGCCUUUUUUUUAUUUUUUUUUCUCUCAGCAAUUAGUUUCAAACCAGAUCUGUUUUCCAGUUUAAUUCCCUGGGAAAAAAAGAUGCCCUGAGGAUUGGCUUUGUGCUGGCCUGGCAUUGGUAAAACUGGCCUGUGCUUUAGUCUGGGAAAGGUAAAAACCUUGAGCUUGGGUUAAAAUCUUGAGAUGCUCAAACCAGCACAUUCUGUGAGAUCUCUCAAGUGGUGUGGGUAAAACUUGGAGAUAAAACCAAUGAUGAAUUUGGCUUUCUGUGUAUGGAAGGGAUUGUUUGUCCUGGCUUAUAUUUGCUCUGUUUGUAGCUGUGUGUUUUGCACCAGCAGAGCUUGGUCUCAGCACAGACUCAAACACCUGUUUGCCAUUUUAAAUGUAACAUUUUUCAGAAGGCUUGGUUUUCACCGGGCUUGUGUGUGUUCAGCCCCUUCCAAAGUUCAGUUUAGUGUUAUUGUUAUUGUAGGUGCAGUGUUUGGAAUAUUGAGGUUGUUACAGAUACUGUCCUACUUCUGUGCUUAAGGAAUAUGAAAACUUGUUCAGAUAAACAAGUGGUAAAAAACAUGGUAAAUUGUUACCUGAAAACAUCAAAUGAGCUUUGUGAGGAGGAACAAAUUUUAGACAGAAAUUUACAGCUGCUUUACAUAAAUCUGCUGUUCCUUGUCACUUUCAUCUGAAUGUAAUUUUACUUUACAAGCAGGACUAAAAAUCUAAAUUUCCAGCAACUGUCUCCAAUAACUGCAAAAUGCAGGAAGGAAGAAUAUUAGUGGCUAUGCUGGCUCUCCUUUAUUUCUCUUUUUUUUAUUUUUUUCCCCAUAUUUCUUUGUUGCACGAUGAGAAUCUGCCUAAAUGAAGAGCUGUGGGGUGUUUUAAGAAAAAUGACUCUUUGUUUGCUCUGCUGUCAGCAGCUGCAGCUCCAGGGAUGCACUGCUGGCUUGUCUGGAGUGUUUGUCCCCAGCCAGGAAGCAGAAAUCUGCAGAGUUUGGGAUGCAGCAUCAUUGACAUUCCCGAGCCUAAGGGAUGUGUUAGAUGCCAGCAGGAAGCUGUGCUGUCAGCAGUGCCCAGGAUUGUGUUGGCAUUCUGGAGAAGUGAAAUCUCUGCCAUGUUUUUCUGUGCCCAGACGAUGCUGGGGACCUGUCAGAUGGUUCAUUCCUGGGAAGCAGAGGGGUUAGGGAAAGGCUCCUGGUUCCCAAGUGUCUCUCUGAACUCCAGUUCAUACAUCUUAAUGCACACCCACAGAUGCUUCAUGUGACUUGAAGCUGAAGGUAACACUUGUCACUCUUCCUGAACGCAGUCAUCUCAGAUGUUUGAGGAGAUUCAGGGGUAGAGGUCAAUGCUGAGUUGCUUGGACUGGGCAAAAAGUUUUUAGAUCCAUCAGAGAGAUUUUCUCCAGUGAUCCAUGCUUUGGUCCUCGUGUCACAGCCUGUGGCUGCAGCAUGGAAAUCCCUGGAGGCUGAUUUUCCCUCUGACAUAUUGGCUGCCUUUUAUACCUGAAAGUGUGUGCAGGUGUCACAUCAGGAACUUGGCACCCAUGGGAGCUGUGCUUGGUCAGCUGCCCAGCCUUCAGCCCUCUUUUUGAUCUUGGCCUGAUGAAUUUCUUUGUACAUGGGACUUUCCCAAAACGGGGCUUCAGUUAGGCUCAGAUUGUUUGUUCUUUGUUUUACACCCAGUAACUGUUGAAUUGUGUUAUUUUGCCUUUCUUUUGUGGUGACUUGUGUCACUCUGAGGUGGCUUUGAUGUGACCAGUGUUUGGAUUCUGUGAGAUGUUGCCUGUUCCUUUUUGAACACAAUCCUGUGGAUGUUUGUUGUCUGGCGUGGGAUUUAAAUUAAUAGCAACAUCUCCACAAAGCACUGGUGGAGAAUCAGGUUUUCUUGGCCUGGGCUGUUCUGAUUGUAUCUCUUGAAAAAACUCAGAAUUAUUUUGAAGUUCUACUAAGUUUUACCUGUGAUAUUAGAGACCAACGAGCUCUCUGUAUUUCAGUUCUGUAACACUUGGCACACUCUUUUCUAACACUUGUACAUCAAUUCCACUUUCUUGCUUGGCCAGUGCAAUAAACAAUGUUGAUAUUCGUACAAACUUUUAAACUGGAGGUAAAUCCAAACCUGAGCAUUGUUUCAUCAGGAGUAAUUUGUAAUGAGUGAGAAGAAUGGGUGCAUAAUUAUCUGACUUUUCCUUUCGGAAUUUUAACUACUUACUGUAAACUAUUUGUAGAAACACUAAAGUCACUUUUUCCUUAAUUUCUCUGGGACAGAUGCCUUUGCUGCUGAAUAAAUGCAUGUGUAAUUAUUAGCAUCCUUAAGAAGGAGGUGAAAUGUUGCUGAUUAUGGUCUUAUUCUUAUCAGUUGUGAUUGUGCCAAAUCCGAGCUGAGCCAGCUGCCACUGAGCUGUUGAGUACUGUCAGGUGCUCUCUGGAUGUGUGAAACUGAUUCUUCCCAGCAAAAGCAAAGCCAAGCCAGGAGGAUGGAUUUUUUUUGUCAGACACACAGAAUCUGCUCACCCUCUGCAGGAUGCUCCCCAGGAGAGCCGGCCCGUCAACAACGAGGACAGAGAGAUGUCCCAGCACGCCCUUCCCAGUGGUGAGGAUGAUGAGGAUGACAGUGACAGCGACAGCGAUGACGAUGACGUGAAGGUCACAAUUGGCAACAUCAAGACGGGAGCGCCGUCCUACAUGGGAACUCCUAUGAAUCUAAACUUAAAAACGGGUAGAGGCUAUGGAGCAUCAGCUUCAGCCAAGUUGCAGCCCAAAGGUAUUGACUUGGAUGCCGCAGGGAAUAUUAAUGGAUUGCCUGUGAUAGAAGUGGAUUUGGAUUCAUUUGAAGACAAACCGUGGAGGAAACCAGGUGCUGAUCUUUCUGAUUACUUUAAUUAUGGAUUCAAUGAAGAAACAUGGAAAGCUUAUUGUGAAAAGCAGCGGCGGCUUCAGCUGGGGCUGGACCCUGCUCCUCCCAUCAGCACUGAGAACAAGAUCACGGUUCAGCAGGGAAGAACAGGAAAUGCUGAAAAAGAAGUGGAAAACAACAUCAUCAAAACAGAGUUCAAAACAGAUUUCUUGGCUCUGGUGGGAGGACGAAUGAAGGCUGGGCCUCCUCCCAACAGGAAGCUGGGUGGGACCAUUGAUGUGAUCGGGGGCCAGGCAGGCACGAUCCGCAGGGUGGAAGGGAGACGUCGGGAUAAACACGCCACGGAGGAAAACCCCAUUCAGGUCCUGGGAGACCACGGCAGCAAGCCCCAGCCCCCCCAGCAGCCCCAGCAGCCCUCGCAGCCCCAGCAGCCUCCUCAGCAGCAGCCGUUCGCUCCACCAGCAGGGCCUCCACCUCCCCCGCUCGCCGGUCCUCCUCCUCCGCAUUUCCUGCACCCUCCUCCUCCAGUGACUUCUGUUCCACCUCCCCUGCAUCCUCCAGGCCUGCCACCUCCAGGUCCAAUUCCAGGGUUGUUCCCACCACCUCUGGCACCACCACCAGCUCUCCUCAUCCCAACCUUGGAUGGGCAGCCAGCCAGCUACAACAACAGGCAGCCACCUCCCUUUGGCUACAACUCUGCAGAUUCAGGUUUCAUCAGCUACCCCCCCAUCUCCACGUCCCACACGCCCUGGGUGACCACGGUGGACAAGGGCACAAGCAGCUCCAGCAGCAGCCACUGGGAAUACUCGGGCUCCAGGCGGGAGAGGGAGCGCGAGCGUGAGCGUGAACGGGAGAGGGAGCGAGACCGAGACCGCGACCGCACCCCGACCACCAGUGAAUACAACAAUGACGACGAGCGGUACCGCUACUACAGCCGCGAGCGCAGCUACGACUUCGAGCGCGAUUACCGGCGCAGCCGCGACCGCAGCCGCGAGCGCGAGGAGCGGCACCGCGAGCGCCGCCACCGCGACAAGGACGACGGCAGCAAACACAAAUCCUCCCGCAGGAAGCAGCACGAGAGCGAGGAGGGGGAGAGCCACCGGCGCCACAAGCACAAAAAGAACAAGCGGAGCAAGGAGGAGAAGGAGACCAGCGAGGACGGAGCCCAGGAGGGCGAGGAGCAGGACACCAAGGAGUGAGGCAGGCCCCCAUCAGCCCUCGGCAGGAACUCACUCCCGUGGAACCAGCAUGGCUUUGGUGAUAUUUUGCUUGGGGGGUGAUUUUUUUUUAUUAUUAUUUUUUACUUUUUUCCAAGGGAAGAGGCUGACUGGGUGAGCCGUGGCACAGCCGGCAGCGCUUCCGGAGCUGAGGCUGCACGUGCCCUUAAACUUCCUUUUUUUGUUUGUUUUUGAUACAAGACAAUACAGCAGUACUAGUUACAAAGCACUGAGCUACUCAUCCACAUCCCUAGGGAGAACUUUGGUGUAUCAGAUCCUAUGGUUUCUGAUGGAAGAUGGCUUCAGCUGAAACUAACGCAAUUAGGUCGUAGUUCUUGGUUCUUUUUGUCAUCAUCAUUCCUUUUUGAGAACUAGGACAGUAAGUGCAACUUGAAAUUUAUUGUCCAAAGAACAGUGUGGCUUAGAUCCCGGCAGCCAGCUUAGAGUCUGGCAUCCAGUAGUGAAAAGUCUCAUCCCCGAAUAAAUUUCUUUCUAGCUACAAAAACAGCUUCUGAUUUCUCCGUGGCCAGCUGGGCGUGUCAGGAGGAGCUGCAGGAUCUGCUCCAGGUGGGCACAGGGGCCUGCCUGGAUGUGACAGCUUCCAGAAGCUGCUGAGGGCGUUCACACAGCGUGUGCAGAGACUCCAAAACUGGCUUUUUUUAUCCAUUGCAAAGGUAGUUCUGUCACCUGGCACCUCUACGUGGGGAAUCAAUGAAGAUCCAUAGCAAGAGCAUGAAUUUCUCUUUAAUUCCUUUUGACUUAACUAUUUUAUUUCCUUUUUUUACUAAGAGUUGACUGAAUAACCUAGAGUGCAGUAGAGAACACCAAGUCCCAGUUAUAGCAGUUUGCCCUCAUGGGGUUGGCAUUUCUAUUUGGGUAUCACCAACACUCCUGUCCAAUGCAUUCCUUUCCCUUAGAUUCCAAAAUAAAUUUAGUCAAAUUCCAAAGUUUCUUUGGACUUAGUAUUGGUUGGGGAAAGGGCAACAGAGAUGUUUCUGGGUGGGAAGAACAGGGGAAAUAAUUUUGAGGGGUUUGGGUCUGUCUGGUCCUUAGGAUCUGCCCUUCUGUUCAUGUGACUCCACAAAUGUCUCAUUUUCCUUUGACUUGUUAUUUAAAACUGUCUGAAAUAUUUGUCCUAAAAUAAUACGGUUCUGAAAUGUUCUGUAUUUUUUGGUAUUGUAA
Molecule: messenger RNA, 5467 nt
Organism: Cyanistes caeruleus (blue tit)
Lineage: Eukaryota; Metazoa; Chordata; Aves; Passeriformes; Paridae
Source: RefSeq, a predicted model, not a curated record